AUGGUUGGGUUGGAGAUGAUUUUGGGGUUUGAUUGGUUGUCGAAGAAUCGGGUUUUGUUAGAUUACUUUGAACGGACAAUUCGGUUUAAGCCGGAAGGAGAAAAUGGAGUAGUGAUAGCUGAAGGUUACUACCUGAACUCGGUAAUGGUGCAUUGUAGUGGGGAAGAUUGUCAGGGUUACAUCUUGUUAACUGCUAAUGCUUCGGGCGAUGCCCAGAACUUAGAUCAGAUUCUGAUGGUUAGAGACUUUCCGGAGGUAUUCCCGGAGGAUAUUCCUGAAUUCCCACCUCAAAGGGAGAUUGAAUUUGAGAUUGAAUUGGUGCCGGGAGCCGGAUCAGUGUCAAUUGUGCCUUAUAGGAUGGCUCCGAUAGAGCUGGCCGAGUUAAAGGCUCAGUUGGAGGAGCUUCUGAACAAGAGGAUAGAUGACUUGAUGGAUCAAUUGCAAGGAUCUGGGGUGUUUUCCAAAAUUGAUUUGAGAUCCGAUUACCAUCAGAUAAGGGUAAAGGAGGAUGACAUCCCUAAGACCACAUUUAGGACGCGCUAUGGACACUAUGAGUUUGUGGUGAUGUCCUUUGGGUUAACGAAUGCACCUGCUGUUUUCAUGGAUUUCAUGAACAAAGUGUUUCGUCUCUUUUUGGACAAAUUCAUGGUGAUUUUCAUAGACGACAUCUUAGUUUAUUCCAAGACAGUGAAGGAGCCUGAGGAACACUUGAGGAUUGUGUUGCAAAUCCUAAAGGAGAGAAAGUUAUAUUCUAAGUUGUCAAAGUGUAAAUUUUGGAAGGAGGAAGUGAAAUUCCUAAGUCACGUGGUGAGCAAGGGAGGAAUAGUCGUAGAUCAUUCUAAGGUAGAAGCGGUGAUGGAAUGGGAAAGACCAACGACGGUGACGGAAGUUAGAAGUUUCGUAGGCUUAGCCGGAUAUUACCGGAGAUUCAUUGAAGGAUUUCCCAAGAUUGCACUACCAAUGACCAAGUUGACAGGAAAGGAAGUGCCAUUUGUGUGGACGUCGGAGUGCAAAGAUAGUUUUCAGACUUUGAAGCAAAAGCUAACUUCGGUGCCAAUUUUGAUUUUGCCGGAACUGCAUGAACCAUUUAAAGUGUAUUGUGACGCUUCCUUAAAGGAUUUGGGUUGUGUGUUAAUGCAACAUCGGAAUAAAGAACUAAAUAUGCGUCAGAAGAGGUGGAUGGAGUUGCUAAAGGAUUAUGAUUUUGAACUGAGUUAUCAUCCUGGAAAGUCAAAUGUGGUAGCAAACGCAUUAAGUCGAAAGUCCUUGACAAUUUCUUGGAUGAGAAUUAUGGAGGAGGAGUUAGUGGAUAAGUUUGUGGAUCUUAAGUUGGAUAUUGGUGAAGUCACCGGAAGAUCUUGUUUGAAUCAGUUGAAAUUUCAAGUUUUGGGGAGCUUUCCAAAGAGCUUUCGGUACGAAGCUAUGUCUCAGUACCGCAUAUCAUCCACAAAUGGAUGGACAGUUGGAGAGGACUAUUCAGACGUUGAAAGAUAUGCUGAGAGCAUGUAUUUGAUAGCAGAGACUACUGAGAACAUUAAGAAGAUUCGUGCAAGGAUCCUAACUGCUCAGAGUCAACAAAAGAGUUAUGCAGAUCAGAGAAGAAAAUCGAUAGAAUUUGAAGUGGGAGAACAUGUAUUCCCGAGGGUUACACCGACAAUUAGGAUUGGAAGAGCGAUUAAGACCAAGAAGUUGAAUCCGAGGUUUAUUGGACCGUUUGAGAUUCUAAGGCAAUUCGGGCCGGUGGCAUAUCAAGUAGCUUUGACACCUCAUCUGUCUAACUUGCAUGACGAACGGCGGCUGGAUCUCACCUGUCGAGGUAGCGGUGGCAGCGUAAGGGCGGUGGUUCGUCUCGCUUGCGUUGAGAUGAGAGCUAUUGUUGUAUGUUCGGCUCAAGCUGAGCUUUAUGCAACCUCGACUGGGAUCAUUGCAUCUGCACCCUAG
Arachis ipaensis is the source of this 1941-nucleotide messenger RNA. Lineage: Eukaryota; Viridiplantae; Streptophyta; Magnoliopsida; Fabales; Fabaceae. The record is from RefSeq and is a predicted model, not a curated record.